CAGCUCCGCGCGCUGCGGUUGGAUGUUGGAGCUGCGCGCGGAUUGGCUGGUCGCUCUUCAUUGUGAGACUGUCAAGCGGGAUCACAUGAUCUGGCCUCUAGGCCUAUUAACACAUGAGCUUGGCGAACAAGUUUACAGACUUGUAUUUCAGCGCCCAGGAGCAGAGCAGCUGUGAGCGCUGAGAGAAGCACGAGCACCUGCGGGCGCGUUCAGGCACUACUUUUUGCGCUUCUAAGAGGAGACUGAUCAGUAGGUCACCACCACCUCUCUUGACUCUUGGUGUCGUUUUGAGAACUUUUUUAUGUGCUUGGCAGUGAUCACCUAAAGUUGCCUGAAUGUAUAACAUGAUGGAAACCGAGAUCAAGACCCCGCUCCCGCAGUCUAACUCGGGUUCGGCGGCGGGCGCCAAGAACAACAGCGCCAACGACCAGGAGCGGGUGAAGCGACCGAUGAACGCCUUCAUGGUCUGGUCCCGGGGGCAGCGCAGGAAGAUGGCGCAAGAAAACCCCAAAAUGCACAACUCUGAAAUCAGCAAGCGGCUCGGAGCUGACUGGAAACUUCUCACCGACGCGGAGAAGAGGCCGUUCAUCGACGAGGCCAAGCGUCUGCGGGCGAUGCACAUGAAAGAACACCCGGAUUACAAAUACCGUCCACGCAGGAAGACCAAAACCCUGCUCAAGAAAGACAAGUACUCCCUGCCAGGUGGACUGCUGGCGCCGGGAGCCAACGCGGUCAACAACUCUGUGUCUGUGGGGCAGCGGAUGGAUGGUUACGCGCACAUGAACGGCUGGACGAACAGCGCGUACUCCCUCAUGCAGGACCAGCUGGCCUACCCUCAGCAUCCCAGCAUGAACAGCCCCCAGAUCCAGCAGAUGCACCGGUACGAGAUGGCAGGGCUGCAGUACCCGAUGAUGUCCUCGGCGCAGACCUACAUGAACGCGGCUUCCACCUACAGCAUGUCCCCGGCGUACACGCAGCAGACCGGCAGCGCCAUGGGCCUCAGCUCCAUGGGCUCCGUGUGCAAGACCGAGCCCAGCUCUCCGCCGCCGGCCAUCACCUCCCACUCCCAGAGGGCGUGCUUGGGGGACCUGAGGGACAUGAUAAGCAUGUACCUGCCCCCCGGCGGGGACAGCGCGGAGCACUCCUCCCUGCAGAGCAGCCGGUUACACAGCGUCCACCCGCACUACCAGAGCGCAGGGACGGGCGUCAACGGGACGCUACCUCUCACUCACAUCUGAGAUCAGACAGACUUGCUCAAAGGUACUCGGAUACUUGAACUUUUUUUGGUUGCUAAAACAAAUAAUAAAAAAGCUGUUCUGUACCAUUUGAACUGAAAAUGGAUCGGAACCGAACCGCAAAGAGGCAUUUUAGCACACUAGAAGCAAUCAACCCAACUAGAAGAAUUGGACUUCUAAUAUUUGAUGCCAUAUUUUCUGUCAAUAAAAAGGCAUGUGGCCUCGUGAAGGGGCUGGUGUAUUUCAGAGAAGCUGGAUGGACAGUUCUUCAUAAAUGUUUACAUGUCAUGUAGAAUGUCAGUCGUCUCCACUGUGUCCACAUUUUGUAGAUUUUCUGUUUUUUCCUCCCAAGAGCUAGACUAAAAGAAGUGUAAAGACUGUGCGGGCGCAAACGCAAGCUUUAUUUAUAGCAUUAUAUUUUUUUGUUUAUUUUUUUUUUCCUUUUAGCUUGUGAACCCCGAUGUUUUUGUCAAGAAAAAAGAAAUGUUAAAAUCUGUUUUUCAUUUUUAUUUAGUAAAUUGUUCCGUGAUUUUUAUUUUUUAUUUUGGAGUGUCUCAUUUAAACAUUUACUCAAAAAAAAGUUUAUUUAAACUGACGUUUCUACACAUUUUAAGACCAUCCUCUAUUCUUAAAUGCUGAAUAAAUUUUUACGAAACGUGAAA
Messenger RNA from Oryzias melastigma (Indian medaka), 1897 nucleotides. RefSeq names its product SRY-box transcription factor 3 (gene sox3). Gene Ontology annotation, biological process: cell differentiation; anatomical structure morphogenesis; regulation of DNA-templated transcription. The coding region runs from base 336 to 1238 and encodes 300 amino acids. NCBI's taxonomy places the organism in Eukaryota, Metazoa, Chordata, Actinopteri, Beloniformes, Adrianichthyidae. Gene Ontology annotation, molecular function: DNA-binding transcription factor activity, RNA polymerase II-specific; RNA polymerase II cis-regulatory region sequence-specific DNA binding. The record is from RefSeq and is a predicted model, not a curated record. The transcript has a single exon.